Molecule: messenger RNA, 3336 nt
Organism: Penicillium daleae
Lineage: Eukaryota; Fungi; Ascomycota; Eurotiomycetes; Eurotiales; Aspergillaceae
Exons: 2
Coding region: 1-3336 (1111 amino acids)
Source: RefSeq, a predicted model, not a curated record
AUGCUAGCUUCUCUGCUCCGCCCAAAAGCACGGCGCCAGCAGACUGACCAGACUCCCUUUUCCUUCUCGUCACCGCUAGCACCCAGCGACAGCUCCCCAUGGUUUCGAGCGGCAGGCCGUCGAGGCGCACGACGCGCACGCCGGGGCGAAGACAGUGACGACGAACACGCGCCAGAGCUCGAGGACAUUGACGAGGAUGGGGACCACGACUGGGUUGGGGAGGAGGAUGAAGACGAUCACGAAGACGAGGGUCCCCUCGAUACAACGCCGCUCCUCCCCAUAUUCUCUGCCUCGCAUCUCGAUGCCCUCCCCGUGUACAACCUCACACAUGCCAUUCGCCCGCUGAUCGCCUCCCGAUGUGAAACCACAUUGACCUGGGACCAGCUGCGUUCCCCGCAGGUGUCGCAGUUCCUGGUCAAGCCCAUCCAGCAGAAGAUCAUGUCCGCCCACUUCUCGCGAGCCACGCUCUAUGCCUUGAUGGCCAACUGCUUGCAGUUUGAAAAGGAGAUCCAUCUUAACCCGGGAAACAGCGGUGCCAGUCAAACGCGGGCAAUGGUCAGUGAGCUGCUUGCGAUUAAGCUGCUAAGAGAAUACACAACCCGGGAAUUGAUCGAUGCCCUGUCCUACGAGUUUUACCCCCUUCAGGGUCAAGAUCCGACCACGGCAUGGGCAUCGGGUCGCCAAGGCAAGCGAUUAGCGGGGACGGGUCGCGUAUCCUGCCUCGAGGUCGCCAUUCGAGCUCAGGCAAAGCGGUUCCUGGCCCAUCCGGUGGUGGUGCAGCAAUUGGAGGCGAUCUGGGCUGGAACGAUUGUCUUCCACUCGGCCGCUGACCAUUUGCACCGGCGGGCUCAUCAAGCCGCUGGAGGAAGGGGCUAUGGAACUUCAACGGAUUACAAUGGCGACCGGGUACCUUCAUCAGGAAACGCGACGUUCCGUCGAUCAGUGACUCUAUACAACCCGCGAGAUGCUUCACUGUUCAAACUUUCCCGAUUGCGAGUACCGCGUUAUCGCCAAUUCUUGUCCACGCUUUCGUUUGCAGUACUGCUAGGCCUGUUUUUGGCAGUUCUCCAACAACGCAGUCGUCAGAUUACAUCGCUCGAGGUCAUCUUCUGGUUCUGGAGUGCGGGCUUCAUGCUCGAUGAGAUCGUUGGAUUCAACGAGCAGGGCUUCAGCUUGUAUCUGAUGAGCUUCUGGAAUUUGUUCGAUUUGGGCAUCUUGCUACUGCUGGUCUGCUACUAUUGCCUCCGGAUUUAUGGGACAUUUUUGACCUACCCGAGAAAUCGCCAGGUUGCUAACCAGGCGUACGACGUUCUGGCUGCCAAUGCUGUGCUCCUGUUCCCUCGGCUCUUUUCAAUCCUCGAUCACUACCGCUACUUCUCGCAACUGCUGAUUGCCUUCCGUAUCAUGGCCUCCGAUCUAAUCGCGGUCUUCGUUUUGAUUGUCAUUGCCUGCAGUGGCUUCUUCGUCGCCUUCUUGUCCUUUGGAUCGGACAACUCUCCCAAGACCGUGGCCUACGGCUUGUUCCAGAUGCUCAUGGGAUUCACUCCCACCGCAUGGGCAAUGUGGGAUGAAUACAAUUUGCUUGGCAAGAGCAUUCUAACAGUCUUUCUCUUCAUCUGUCACUUCGUGGUGGUCACCAUUCUUAUCACCGUGCUCACAAAUUCCUUCAUGAGGAUCGUGCAGAAUGCCAACCAGGAGCACCAAUUCCUGUUUGCUGUCAAUACAAUCUCGAUGGUCAAAUCAGAUGCUCUCUUCUCUUACGUGGCCCCGACCAAUAUCAUCGCCUGGCUAGUCACACCGUUUAGGUGCCUCAUGCCAUUCCGCCAGUUCAUUCGACUGAAUCGGACGAUCAUCAAGAUCACUCACCUCCCGGUUCUAUUCACAAUAUGUUUCUACGAAAAGAUGAUCUUGAGCUCCCGAGUAGUCGAGCCCAUGGAUCUUGUUGAGUCAACGCCCCAUGAGGGGACCCCAGGGCAAGCUGAAGCUUGGCGACCAGGCCGAUUCCGCGCCUUCAGCAAUCGGGCUCGUCUCGUGCGAGAACCCUCCGUUGCAACAUAUCAGAAGGAUCAGGCGCUCGAGGAGGUGUUCCGACGACCAUUUGGAGAUAAUCGGUUAGGCGAGCGCCCAAGCACCAUGCGGGAUCGGCAGAAAAGUACCGUCAUCAAAGAUUGGAUGCAGGAGAUUGGCUCUGGUCCGGCUCAUACUCCAGAUGAGCAGGACUCGGCUGCAGGUGAUCUUCUAGAGAUGCCAGUCCGACGGCUGCGGUUCCCAUUCCGAAAGUCCUUGGCAGUUUAUGGACGAAACUUUACGGAAACGACUCGUUCUGUGGCAUCCAACCCGGAAGAUCGAACCAGCCGUAUUGCCAGCCCCGUUUUCCAACGACAUGGGCGAGACUCAAUUUCGCCCAGUCGCACCCGACAGCUCUCUCAUCACACCGAUAUGGAAGGCGAUGAUGAGCUUACCAGUGACGACGACCAUGAAUCCCAUGGCAAACAUUCCGACAAGGGUUCUGGUAGUGAUGAUGAUGAGGCAAACCCGGGCCUCAACAGCGAGAAAACCACACCCAAAUUCUACAGCUCUCGGCCGUCCACGGCACGUAUCAUAUCCCGUCGUGGCAGUCCUACCCGCCGCCCCAAACACAGUCGAACCGUCUCGGGUGCCACCAUGCUCUACAAUCCCAUCGGCUCACCAAACUUGGGAACCGAGGGGCAAACGACGCCUCCGAGAGAUGAUAACACCUCUUCAGCGGACGAAGAUCGUCUGCCCCUCGUAUCUACAUCCGUGGACCGAGGCACGAUCAAUCGGACCGCUCUUGCCCGCAAUCUGAGCAUGAACCCGAUGUCCGUCCCUGAAAUUGACGGGCUUUACUUGUCGGAUCGGCCUCUCUCGAAGCGUCGCCAACGGUCACUGCUCUUUGACCUCGGGUCCGACUUGGGCGACAAUAAGGCCGUCGCCGGGGCCUUUGGCGGUGCUGUCCCAUCCAGCUUCAAUACACAGCUGGCAUUUGCCACGGGAGGCCUCCGUCGUGACGGGCCUAGUCAAGCGCAAACACAGGACAUGCUUAGCAAGCUUGUUCUUGCUCGAAUGAACAAUAUCGAAGAGGGCUUCCGGGAGGUGAUUAAAGAGGUCAAAGAUCUCCGCCUGGCUGGGUCCAGCCGCAGUCGUAGCCAUAGCCGCAGCCGCACCAAGGAGAUUCGCCCCGUUGCUCGAGAGAAGAAGAAACUUGCCGAGAAGAAGGAUCCUAAAAAGAGGAGACCUAAUUCUUCUGAAGAGAACCCGGUUGGCCGUGUAGGGUCACUGGCCAAUGAGUCCCGCCCGCCGGAUGAUACCCAGUAA